Molecule: messenger RNA, 1937 nt
Organism: Poecile atricapillus (Black-capped chickadee)
Lineage: Eukaryota; Metazoa; Chordata; Aves; Passeriformes; Paridae
Gene: ARK2C
Product: arkadia (RNF111) C-terminal like ring finger ubiquitin ligase 2C
Exons: 8
Coding region: 55-1107 (350 amino acids)
Biological process (GO): motor neuron axon guidance; positive regulation of BMP signaling pathway
Molecular function (GO): ubiquitin protein ligase activity; zinc ion binding
Source: RefSeq, a predicted model, not a curated record
CGAGCGCGGCCGCCGCCAGUCGCCGGCGCGUCCGGGGGGCACAAAGGCCGCAGCAUGGUCCUGGUGCACGUCGGAUACCUGGUGCUGCCCGUCUUCGGCUCCGUGCGCAACAGAGGUGCUCCCUUUCAAAGGUCUCAGCAUCCCCAUGCUACCUCCUGCCGGCAUUUCCACCUGGGUCCCCAGCCUCAGCUCUCCGCCGACUUCGCCCUGCCUCACGCGGUGCAGCCGCAGCCAGGGCUGGCUCCCCACAUGGCCCCCGCGCACCAGCACAGCGGCCCCCUGCACCAGCCCCUGGCGCCCGUGCCUGCCCUGCCCUUCCAGGACGUCGCCGGGCCCUCCUUCCUACCUCAGGCGCUACACCAGCAAUACCUCCUCCAGCAGCAGCUCCUCGAGGCGCAGCACCGCCGGCUCAUGCCCCAUCCCAGGCGGGCCCAAGAGCGCAUGUCGGUCCAGCCUCACCGCCUACACCCCAGCUUCGACUUCAGCCACCAACUGCAGACUCCACAACCCAUGGGGCCCCAGCCCAGGUAUUUGGCAGAGGGCACAGACUGGGACCUCAGCGUCGACGCGGGGCUGACUCACGCCCAGUUCCAGGUUCGGCCGGUGCCCCAGCCCUAUCAGCAUUACUUGGCUACACCUCGGAUGCACCAUUUCCCCAGAAGCACAUCCUCAACCCAGAUGGUUGUUCAUGAAAUAAGAAAUUACCCUUACCCUCAGCUUCAGCUGCUUGCUCUUCAGGGACUGAACCCAAGCAGGCACACAUCCGCUGUGCGGGAGAGCUAUGAAGAGCUGCUGCAGCUGGAGGACAGGCUGGGCAGCGUGAGCCGGGGCGCCAUCCAGAACACCAUCGAGAGAUUCACCUUCCCCCACAAGUACAAGAAGAGAAGACCACAGGAAGGCAAAGCUGAGCAAGACGAUGGUGAGGAGUCAGAUACCGACGAGAAAUGCACAAUCUGUCUGUCCAUGCUUGAGGACGGAGAGGACGUCAGGCGAUUGCCCUGUAUGCAUCUCUUUCACCAAGUGUGCGUGGACCAGUGGCUGGCCACCAGCAAGAAGUGCCCGAUCUGCAGGGUGGACAUUGAAACACAGCUCGGCUCGGACAGCUGAAAAGACUAGCUGGACACACCAUUUUCCUUACCAGGUCGUAUGGCCAUAAACCCUUGCAGCGAAAUUUUUUGCCUUCUGAGCCAUUUGAUUGAGAGGGGAAGUCUGCAGGCACGUUAGUGAGGAGAAGGAGGUGGUGAUACAAUAUCUAGCAGUAGGAGAUAUUGCACAUAUACGCAGGAUACAGGCCCAGUGAAAGGGAGCUGGCAUUCCCGGAGCUCAGAGACCCCGUGCUGCAGAAGAUUUUAGUGUUGAAUAUGAAGGAACUAGUUGUGGUAGUCCGGCCUGUCAAUCCUGCUUUUCAUGGGGAUUGUAUAUAUACCUCUCAAAUAUGUAGAAACAUGUUAGGGGUCCUUUAGCUAUUUCUAUGGAUGGCAGCUGGAGCAUGUUAGCUUAAGAAAUGUUGUGUUUGAUGCCCUACUCAUCUUGUGGUGGACAUGUUGCUGUUACCUAAUUUGCACCAAAUAUUUUUUCAUAGAUUCCUUAUUUUGGUGCCUGAUUAAUACAUUGCAGAGGGGGAAUAAAGAGGUCAAACUUUCCCAUCCUUGGGGUGGGGGAAAGAGGAGAAAAAGCAAAAUCCUGUUUACAGUCAGAAGGGUUUGCGCUCUUUGCCUCAGCCGCGUGUGCUUCUUUCCCUUGCAUUUAAAGUGUGUUGCAAAUUUAGAGAAGCUUAAUAAAAAUAAAAAUUGGGGAUAAAAUGAACGAAGCAAUAGGGAAAAGCUUCGUUCCUGCUUGUCUGCUGGUGCUGGACACUUUCUGUAGCGGCACAGUAUUUGAGUAGAUGCUGUUUCUUUGCUUUCUGUAUUUUAACAAAGUAGCUUGUCAUAUCAAAA